AUGGAAGGUGGUAAGGUGAUUUUGAGGAGCUCCGACAAUCAAAAUUUCGAAGUAGAUAAGGUUGUGGCCAUGGAGUCGCAAACCAUAAAAGAUCUGAUUCAACUCGCAGGGGAUACACCUUCUACUUCUCAACCUUCCAUGUCACUCACAAAUGUUUCGGGUGAUAUUUUGGCUAUGGUUAUCGAGUAUUGCAAAUAUCACGUACAUGCAAAAAAGUCAGAUUCAGGCAUAUCACCUCAAGAUGUGAAGAAAUGGGAUAAAGAGUUGGUAGCUGUUGAUUGGACUAUUGUGUUAAAAUUGAUAAUGGCUGCUAAUUAUCUGAAUAUAAGUGAUCUUGCUGAGUUGACGUGUAAAGCUAUGGCUGAUGACAUUGCUUCCUGUAAAGAUGCAGAAGAAAUGCGUCAAAAAUAUCACAUUAAAAAAUGA
Molecule: messenger RNA, 426 nt
Organism: Cryptomeria japonica (Japanese cedar)
Lineage: Eukaryota; Viridiplantae; Streptophyta; Pinopsida; Cupressales; Cupressaceae
Product: SKP1-like protein 1B
Exons: 2
Coding region: 1-426 (141 amino acids)
Biological process (GO): SCF-dependent proteasomal ubiquitin-dependent protein catabolic process
Cellular component (GO): cytoplasm; nucleus
Molecular function (GO): cullin family protein binding
Source: RefSeq, a predicted model, not a curated record